AAGUUCAUCUUCCUGCAUACUAUACAUGUGUGGACCCUUUAUCUUCUCACGCUGCCGGGGUUUUAUUGACUAGCGUAAAAUGCGAGAUGAUAUAGAAACACGUGAAUCCAUGUGUUUAAUGUCACAAAUGUGUGUUCAAAAGGAAGUAUUUAAUUAUUACAUUUUCUAUUUGGUAUUCUCAUACCUUAAAUGUGUAUUUUUCUCUGUAUGUCAAUGGUAUAACUGCAGGAUACCACAAUGGCAGAGCACAACUACAGACGCCUUGCUGCCAUUGUCAUAUCGUUUGCUGUCUUUGCAAUAAGCCUUGUGUUCAAUGUGCUGUCUGUGUUUGCAGUGGGUCCUUAUACAACCACUACAGCCAAUGUGUCGGCUGUAUAUGACACAGAGCUCACUCCUUCAGGGUGGACCUUCUCCAUCUGGGGUCUCAUCUACAUCUGGCUGGCAGCAAUGAUGCUCUACGUUGUUUCUGGUAUUUUCAGAAGUAAUGGUUAUGGAUACGUCUACGCCGGCCCUGCAGGGUUGCCGUAUGGUUUCUUCAUCAGCUGGUGUCUCAAUCAAGGAUUUAAUAUCUCCUGGCUUCUUGUUUGGGACAGAGGACUGAUGAUUCCUGCUCUUAUUUUCCUCAUCCUGAUCAUCUGUACAAACUACAGCAUGGUUGGCUUCAUCUGCCACAGACUUCACAUUUAUGGACCCUGGCUAAAAAGUACAAUUGAAAAAGAUCUGUGGCUCCUGCGGGUGUUGGUUCUGAAUGGUGUGAUGAUCUACACAUCAUGGACAACCAUUGCAACGCUCCUCAACCUGACUAUAGUGCUAAAAUAUGAAGCCAACAUGUCCUCAGCAGACUCAGCCACCAUCUCCUACUCUCUUCUAACUGUGGUUCUGCUUUCAUGGUUUGUUGUCGAAAACUUUGUCCUGGACAAGCACAUGCGGUACGUUUUUAUUCCCUACGUUGUUGUGAUCUGGGCUUUGUCUGGAAACCUGACCAAGAAUUAUGACGCCUCCUCACCCAGCCGCAAUGGCAUCUUUAUUGCUGUCCUGCUGGCUGUUUCCUGUGUGCUGCUCGCCAUCCGGAUUGUUUUGGUGGUUUGGAGAAACACCAAACAGCCACUCUAUAAAAAUGCCAGUCCUGAAGCCUUGGAUGUACCAGAAAUUACUGAGAGGCAGAAAAAAAUAUUUCGCUAAGCCUUUUUAUGUCAUAUCCUAUUGCAGGAAUACAUUUCUGUAUUUUUUUUUUCUAUUUAAAUUAGAUAGGCUAUUUCUAUGUAAAUUCUGCCACAUUAACAUUCGCUCCAGUAUAUUUUUCUGCUAUUCUUCUCAGCUUUGACUGCCUGAACUAUGAAUA
Messenger RNA from Cyprinodon variegatus (sheepshead minnow), 1342 nucleotides. RefSeq lists its product as uncharacterized. The transcript is spliced from 7 exons. NCBI's taxonomy places the organism in Eukaryota, Metazoa, Chordata, Actinopteri, Cyprinodontiformes, Cyprinodontidae. Bases 238 to 1182 code for a protein of 314 amino acids. The record is from RefSeq and is a predicted model, not a curated record.